Molecule: messenger RNA, 1140 nt
Organism: Botrytis porri
Lineage: Eukaryota; Fungi; Ascomycota; Leotiomycetes; Helotiales; Sclerotiniaceae
Exons: 3
Coding region: 1-1140 (379 amino acids)
Molecular function (GO): iron ion binding; monooxygenase activity; oxidoreductase activity, acting on paired donors, with incorporation or reduction of molecular oxygen
Source: RefSeq, a predicted model, not a curated record
AUGGGGCCGUUCUGUGGUCAUGGAUUCAUCACUACAGAUGGAGUUACAUGGCAAAAAGCUAGAGCUCUCCUCCGUCCAAGUUUUAGCAAGUCGAAUAUUUCGGGUUUAUCUGCAUAUAAAGUUGCGGUUGAGCAGUUUCUUCGAUAUAUUCCAGACAAUGGUUGUACUACUGUUGAUCUACAACCUUUGCGUGCAAAUCUCGUAGGUUUUGCACUUCAAAUGAGGUAUCAAAAGGAGGAGAUACUGAUAAAAUUCGAUCUAGAAACAACCUUGAAAUUUCUGAUAGGUAUGUCCCCAAACACCAGCAGUGAAGAUGAAAGGAAGACAGCAACAAACUUCAUUAAAGCUUUCAACGCAUCUAUGAUCGGAACAGGACUCUCGUUUUUGAUAGGCCCUUUUAAAUUGCUCAUCCCGAAAUCACUCACAACUGUUGCUCACAAGCAAGUUUAUGACUACAUUAAUGCAUUCAUUAACAAAGCGUUAGAAAAGACACAGAAAAAGCCCACCAUUCAAGAGAUUUCACAUCUACUGAUGCAAAAGAGUCUUCUAGAGGGUCUGGCUAAGCAGACUGAUGAUCGCAUAGAGAUUCGUCAGAACAUUAUUCAGGGAAUGAUGGCUGCGCAAGGUACCACAUACGUUUUGAUCAGUAACUCGUUGUUUCUCCUGUCGCGUAAUCCGGAUCUUUAUGAAAGACUUCGAGAUGAGGUACAGUAUCUAGACCUUGAGGGGUCUUCUCAAUUAUUUGAUCUACUACGAGAUCACGUUUUCUUUCAGAAUAUUCUGCGCGAAUGUAACUCUUCGCCUAUACCCCGUAUUCCCAAUCAUGAACCGCAUUGCUCUGCGCGAUACAAUACUCCUAGAGAGGAGGCGGCAAAAACGGAGAAUCUCCAAUCUUCGCACCUAAAGGUACAACGAUCUACACAAACCAAUAUACUCUCCAUCGUGACGAGAAAAUCUUCGGAAGCGAGGUUGAAUCUUUCAAUCCAGAUCGAUGGAAUUCCCCAAUUUCAAACCGACUUCGUGGGAAUAUAUGUCAUUUGGUGGAGGACCACGGGCUUGUGUUGGUCAACAAAAAGCGCUGGUAGAGGCGGCGUACACGGUGGCGAAGAUGGCACAGGUGUAGGGGUUGGAGAAAUGUAA